Molecule: messenger RNA, 1578 nt
Organism: Pisolithus orientalis
Lineage: Eukaryota; Fungi; Basidiomycota; Agaricomycetes; Boletales; Pisolithaceae
Product: PIG-U-domain-containing protein
Exons: 8
Coding region: 77-1297 (406 amino acids)
Biological process (GO): protein localization to cell surface; attachment of GPI anchor to protein
Cellular component (GO): GPI-anchor transamidase complex; membrane
Source: RefSeq, a predicted model, not a curated record
CCACGUCAAUCAGCGACACUGUGAUUACAUAAGGCAAGGUUUACCACCAAAGUCGCUGGUCCGCGAAUUAUUCUGUAUGGAAUCCCUACUUUUUCUGCCCGUCCUUGCGACGUGCAGACUCUUGCUAGCAUGGGUGCAUUUUCCUGUCCCUGAUGGCCUUCUGAUAGAUCACCAGCUGACUUCACCCUUGACUUCAUACUUUCGUCUUAAAGAAGGGCUGUGGCUAUAUAACCACGGUGUUGAUCCGUACGUGGGGGGCAUUCUUAAGCAUUCCCCUUUGUUCCUUUCGCUUUUUUCAACCGUCCCUCCAGGACGUGUCGCAUGGGCUCUGUCCGAUAUUGUAGGAGCAUGGGCUCUUGUCCGUAUCUGGCGCUCUAGGCAACAGCUGGGCCAAAGCCGCCGUGACGGACUGGUCGGGACUGCCUAUCUGCUUAACCCGUAUCUUCUCUUACCGUCCCUCGCAUCCUCAACGUCAACUUUCGAGAAUGGAGCAGUUCUCCUUACGCUUAUGUUUGCUGCAGAAGGGAGGCCAUCACCCGCUCUCCUUGCUCUCGCGUUAUCAACACACCUCUCGCUUACCACGUUGCUCCUUGUUGUUCCCGUCCUCAUGUUGUUGGCGACUUCACCCACUUCUCAGCUUGCAUCACCACGUUUGUUCGGAGGGAGUUAUUGGAAGGUGCUCAGGUAUGCAAGUGAAUUCGUGGUAUACUGGUUCGUUCUCGUUUGCGCAGCCUCCAUCAUGGCUGGAGGUGUAUGGAAUUGGAUGCGCGAAUCCUGGGGUGCAAGUUUGAUCUUGCCCGAUCUGACACCUAAUCCUGGGUUCUGGUGGUAUUUCUUCACCGAAAUGUUUGACCACUUCCGACCAUUUUUCCUUAUGGUAUUUUCUACGCACCUUGUUAUCUAUGUCAUGCCAGUCUGUAUUAAGUUCCAGCACGACGCACUUUAUGCAGCUUUCCUCCUGCUAGGAAUUUUGGGUGCCUUCAAACCAUAUCUCACGUUAGCGGAUCCUGGUCUGUUUCUCAGCAUGUUCGCAGUAUUUCCUGAGAUAUACCCAUACCUUCGCCACGCAAUAGUAACCGCUCUUUUGCACGCCCACGCGUCAUUGUUACUCCCACUUUUCCAUGCUCUGUGGGUCAUCGAAGGUCGUGGCAAUGCAAAUUUCUAUUAUGCAUCCAGCUUGGUGAUGGGUAUUGCAGGUGGAGCUGGUAUCGUGGACGCAUGUUUCGCUGGGAUGAGAAUCGCCGUUGGAAGUGUUCCCGAAGUGGAGAGAGGUAAAUGGGAGGUUAUACAGCAAUAAAGGCUCCCUGAAAUGAUCAGACAUCGCCUGGGCUCAUGGCACGUGGGUAUAUUUUAACGUGUAUUUCCUCUCGGUGCGGAGGCCCUUGGCAAAGAGUGUUUUCGUCCUGGCGUUCAGGGACUGGGGUUGGAUACCUUGACGUAUUCACCCCCCAUCACCGAGUUCAAGUAACCUGCAAAAAUGUUCCGUACUGUCCGCAUUGCGGAGUAGUGUUGCCGCGAGGCAAACCAAACUGAAUUGAGGUGGAUUAGCUGACCAGUUUGACCCACUUUGAUAGGGAU